This is a messenger RNA of Knipowitschia caucasica, 459 nucleotides long. NCBI's taxonomy places the organism in Eukaryota, Metazoa, Chordata, Actinopteri, Gobiiformes, Gobiidae. The record is from the annotation of a GenBank genome assembly.
AUGGAUAUUUUCGGCCGAAUCGCGCCGCUCUAUCUCGCCCCAGUGAACAUUGAGCGCGUCAUCGAGAAGUUGAGAAGGACGCGCCGAUCGGGCCUUUGUCAAGUGAAGCCUGGCACGGGCCCAGCUUCAGCCCCGGCGCGCGACGUCUCCAUCAGAGAGGAGCACUACAAGUCACCACAGACAGUGACCUGCGAUGGAAUUAAGAGUGUGCUGCUAUGGCCCUCCUGCUUCCCCGACAGCCCGACCAGACCCAGGCCCCGCCACAGGCCCAGCGGCCCGGCUCCGAGGACGACCAUUAAUCUCCCCGAAAGCGUAGGAGUCUCCGCCGCGCCGUUCCUGGGGCCGCGCACAGAGGGCGCCCUGCAGGAUGUGGCUUUUUGGCUCCGGAUCAGAGGGAGGAGGGCCUACCUGUGGUCCGGAGCAGAUGCGCGGCUGACGGGGGCGCUCCGUGGAGAGUAA